AUGGCCGCCACUGACCAUGUUGCAACAAACGCUGCGGAGCGGGCUGUAGAAACCGAGAAGGAAGUCUACCAUCAUGUGUCUGAAGCCUCUUCGGACCACCACAAUCCUGCUUCCCACACCAAAACCUCUCGCAGACUCGGCAGCAUCAUCACAAUCGUCAGCUCCGCCUUGGCCAAUCUGUCCGACGGCUUCCAGCAAAGUCUGGCUUCCUCUACCAACGUCGUCAUGAAGCAUGUCUUGGGCAGCGAUAUCUACACAUCCUCCGUACAGACCAGGAUUUCGAACGCACUUCUGGUAGGUUCGGUCAUUGGAAUCCUGGUAUUUGGCUACACCUCCGACCGCUUCAGCCGUACGGGUGGCAUGCUGGUCACGUCCGGUCUGGUCGUUGUUGGAACAUGCAUGUCGACUCUGGCGUUUCAAGUCCAGGGAUCCGACCAUAUGCUGUGGUAUCUCACCAUAGCUCGCGGCACCGCCGGUGUAGGUGUAGGUGGCGAAUAUCCCACGUCCGCCGCAGCUGCUCUGGAAAGCUCGAAUGAGCACUUCGAUGCCAAGCGAGGGCCCAUCCAGGUCUUGAUUUCAACACUGCAGGCUACCACGGGAGGAGCGCUAUGUACCUUCGUGUACCUCAUGGCCUUGAUCGGGAAUCAUAAUCGUCUCAAAGUAGCCUUUCAUGCCAUGUACUCCAUAGCGACGAUUUUGCCCCUACUAGUGCUCCUGGCCCGCUGGCGCAUGCAGGAUGGCAGACUAUUCGAGAAGUCGAACUUCAAGAAGCGACAAGUUCCCUACUUGCUGCUCCUGAAACAGUACGGGCUUCGCGUCGCUGGAACUUCUGUCUGUUUCUUUCUCUACGACUUCGUGAACUUGUGAGUACAAACACAGCUGACGAAAUUGUGCUGCGUCCGUGCUGACUGUCCAGUCCCAACACAAUCAUGUCUUCGACAAUCAUCAACUCCUUGGUGCCCGGCAAGAACGUGCGCACGGUCGCUCUCUGGCAGCUAUACCUGGCUCUGAUGCCCAUCCCGGGCGUCCUCGUGGGCGCUUUCCUGGUGAACAAGAUCGGCCGCCGCUGGACCGGAAUCGCAGGUCUCAUGGGCGGGUACGUCGUCUGUGGCUUCAUCAUCGGUGGUCUCUACACAAAGCUCACCAACGAUGCUCUCCCCGCCUUCGUCGUGUUGUACGGCUUGCUCCAGGCGCUCGGCCACAUGGGACCAGGGGCGACCAUUGGGCUGAUCUCGUGCGAGGCAUUCCCAACUGCAGCCAGAGGCAUGGGCUAUGGCAUUGCUGCAGGCUUUGGCAAGGCGGGUGCCGCCAUCGGCACGCAAGUCUUCACUCCGAUCAGGGAUGCUGCAGGACCAGCGAGCACCUUCUAUGUUGCCGGUAGCAUUGGCAUCUUGACGUCUAUCAUGUAUUGGUUUCUGCCCGAGGGCAAUCAUGAAGAUUUACAGAGACAAGAUGACGAGUUUGAAAGGCUUUUGGAAAACGAGGGCCAGGCAAACGCAUAG
Molecule: messenger RNA, 1502 nt
Organism: Lecanosticta acicola
Lineage: Eukaryota; Fungi; Ascomycota; Dothideomycetes; Mycosphaerellales; Mycosphaerellaceae
Source: the annotation of a GenBank genome assembly